Molecule: messenger RNA, 1045 nt
Organism: Cicer arietinum (chickpea)
Lineage: Eukaryota; Viridiplantae; Streptophyta; Magnoliopsida; Fabales; Fabaceae
Cellular component (GO): chloroplast
Source: RefSeq, a predicted model, not a curated record
UACACAAGAAAAAUGUAAAUGGGGAAACAUAGUCGCAUAACGAAAGAAGAAACAAUCCGACCCGAAAGAGCAACACCCGAACAAACAAAUCGGGAAAAGUAAAGCAAUAACAAUGCCGUUACCAGCAACCGUUUCUGCUCUCAGCUCUUUCACAGGGACCUUAUCCACCAUAACCGCGCAAUCUUCAUUCCCUCCAAAACGCAACGUUUCACAUUCCCCUUUUCCGAUUUUCUCUCGCAGAGACAUAGCAUUCCUUUCCUUCCUCUCUCUCUCUGCACCUGCCUCCGCCAUUGACAUUGGCAUUUCAGGACCAAAGGAUUGGUUAAAAGAGCAAAAGAAGAAAUCCUCAAAGUUCUUAUUAGCACCCGUCGAUGCCUCUCGCGAAACACUUCGUUCUGCUUAUCUUUUCCUCACGGAAACCGACGCUGCUUAUACCGAUGAGGAUUUACCGAAAUUUCAGCAGCUAUUCAGAUCUGCUGCUAGGGAUUGCGUUCCACAGGAUAGGAAUUCUUUCGUCGCUUUCCAAGCUAACACCGGAGUAGAGGUGUGCACGUUUCGGUUGCUUGUGAAGAACGCAGCCUCCUUGCUUGGAAAAAAGGAUCCUGUAAAGUUAGAAGCUGAAGCUUUGUUAGAUAAUCUUAUAAGAUCUUUCACCUCUAUCAGUGGGAUGGCAAAUGAAACCAACAUUGGACUUGCAUCAGAUAGGAGAAAGAUAGCAAAUGCUGUAUCGGAUACAAUAACAAGCCUUGACAAAUUUGAGCAAGGAAUUAAGGAUUGCCUAGAAAUCUGACUGUAAAUAGCCUGUUCUACUUUUUGAAGUGGAACAUUGAUUUUUAAAAUGUCAUUUAAGUGCAUGCUUCUGGCUUUAUCAAUCAAGUACGGGUUUUAUGAUGUCUACUUUCCUUUGAUUUCUUAUAUUUAUCUUUUUUUUUUACUUGCUAUAUAUUGUCGUAACGUGAAAGGUACAUGUAGUGCCUGUAUUAGUCGCAAACUUUAAUAACAAAAUGUGCUAUCAAGCAUCAUCAUUAGAAUACAAUUUGGAUUA